Messenger RNA from Cydia fagiglandana, 2530 nucleotides. It is a transcript of the gene Alg3, whose product is annotated as lethal(2)neighbour of Tid protein. The record is from RefSeq and is a predicted model, not a curated record. Lineage: Eukaryota; Metazoa; Arthropoda; Insecta; Lepidoptera; Tortricidae. The coding region runs from base 139 to 1623 and encodes 494 amino acids. Gene Ontology annotation, cellular component: endoplasmic reticulum. The transcript has a single exon. Gene Ontology annotation, molecular function: dol-P-Man:Man(5)GlcNAc(2)-PP-Dol alpha-1,3-mannosyltransferase activity.
AAUAAAAAUGCUUGAGCAUAAAUAACUCAUGCGGCGACCUACUCUAAAAAUAGAAAACUUAGGGAGCUCUUUGGCACAAUUUUUGAUUAAUAUAAUUGUGAUCUUGUACACCAAUAAACUGUCGUCAAAUUUUAUACUAUGAGCAAACGUAAUCAUUUACAAAAUAUGUUUUUGGAGAUCGACUGGAAAAAGAUGUUCACCUGGAACUACAUGAAAGGGCUAAUACUGAAUCCGACGCAGCUCUGGUUCAUGGCCACACUGAUCAUCGCUACUGAAUUGGUCGUGAACGUUUUAGUGGUCGAGCGCGUGCCGUACACCGAGAUUGACUGGAAAGCGUACAUGCAAGAAUGUGAAGGUUUCUUGAAUGGAACUUUAGACUACAGCCAACUCCGAGGUGACACCGGUCCAUUGGUAUAUCCAGCAGGAUUUGUGUACAUAUAUUCAUUGUUUUAUUUCCUUACAAGUCAGGGUACAAACAUUAUUCUGGCCCAGUAUUUGUUUAUAGUUGUCUAUUUGUUGCAACUUGUGCUUGUUCUUAGAAUUUAUAUUAAAACCAAAAAGGUCCCACCAUAUGUAAUGGCAUUUACUAUUUUAACAUCCUAUAGGAUUCAUUCUAUUUAUGUACUGCGUCUGUUCAAUGACCCAAUUGCUGUAUUAUUCCUUUAUGCAUCAUUAAAUUUGUUUUUAGAAGACAAAUGGUUCUUGGGCAGUGUUUUCUAUAGUUUAGGAGUUUCAGUUAAGAUGAAUAUACUACUUUAUGCUCCUGGAUUGUUCUUCUUCUACUUGAUAAAUUUGGGCUGGUUUAGAACUAUGCAACAACUAGCUGUUUGUGGAUUUGUCCAGUUAAUACUUGGUGCACCAUUUUUGUUCAAUAAUCCGAUAGCAUAUUUAAAAGGUAGCUUUGACAUUGGUAGAGUUUUCAACCACACUUGGACAGUCAACUACAGGUUUUUAGAUGUUGAUAUAUUUGAAAGCAAGUGCUUUCAUUUGACUUUAUUGGCAAUACAUGUUAUACUUCUUUUGAUUUUUUUGCCUUUGUGUACAAAAUAUUUUCAAACAUACUGUCGCUUAAAGUAUGUACAAAAACAAGUGCAGCCUCAAAUUGACUUAGAAAACAAAAAGAACCAGAGAAAAAGUAAAUUGAAAAAAGAACAAAAAGUUAAUGCCGGAUUGGAAGUUGAAACAUUAACCAAAGAACAAGAAGAAUUUUUGAACUCAUUUGAGAAUAUGUUGCAGAAGUCUUCUCAAAAAAGUGUGAAGAAGACUCACAAAAACCCUAUUGAAGUGAAGCAACCUACUAAAUACCACAUUAACUUUGAUAUCUUGUCUCAAAUGUUUAUACUUCCCAUGUUUUUAGUGAACUUCAUUGGCAUUGUGUGUGCACGGAGCCUUCAUUAUCAGUUUUACUCAUGGUACUUCCACAGCUUGCCGUAUCUGUUGUGGUCUACUAAUUUUUCAAUCAUUUUAAAGUUUUUAAUCUUAGCUCUUAUAGAGUUUUCAUGGAAUACUUACCCAAGUACUGUUUUAUCUAGUAUGUUGCUUCAUUUUUGCCACUUGGGUAUAUUAUUUGGGGUGUAUAAAAAAAUCUCAGCAGAACUUAAACUUGCUGCCAAAGUCCAAUAAAAUCUUAAGUAACUAAAAUAUCCUAUAUUGCACCACAAAUAAUUAAAAACACAUUCAAGACAGGUUUACUAUGCAAAUAAAGGUUGCAACAGGCAGUCAUAUUAAUUUUAUUGUUUUUAGUAAGUUACUGUAAAGUACAUAAUGUCUUUUGUAAAUCCAGCUUUUUUCUAAGCAGGCAAGGUUAAUUAAGUUAUAUUUGUUGAAAACUAUAAUUAAAAUUUAAAAUAAAAACAGCAGCUCACCCAUCCAUCUUGCGUCAAAAUGUUUUGACGCAACAUUGGUGAGCUGUUGUUUUUCAUUUUACAAAGGAAAUUAUUAAUAUAGGUGUAAACCUUACUGCAUGGGCAAGAAAAUUGUAUUUUAAUUGCUGUUUUAUGUUAAAGUUUUUGUAACUAGGUUCUUUGUUGUGUAACUUCCGUAAUAACUUCAGUCAAAGAAACUUUGCAGGAUUGAACAGUACGUUGUAAUAACUACUACUCCCUUUCAUAAUAACUAAGGUAAAAUAUAUUAUAUGAUGUAAACACAUCUUUGACAAUGAUUGUACAUAGUUUUUAUUAAUAUAAAACAGGUGUAACAUAGCAUGGUAUUAAUUAAAAAUUACAUUUUCUUUUUGUAAAAGAAACUUGUGUCUUUCCUAGGAGUAUUUUUAUUGAUAUAUUAUAAUUUAUCAGUUUAUCACAGUGGUCGGCAACCUUUUAGCCGCCAAGGGCCACAUAGUAGUUAAUAACGACGUUGAAGCCGCACUUUGUUAAUAUUUGUGACUUUAUCAGACAUUCUUGUUUGUCAAUAUUCCAUAUAUAAUAGCCAGGGGGGGGCCCGGAUGUUGCCGACCGCUGAUUUAUCACAUGCUAUAGAAUAUAAUUAUGUACUUAUACAUCAAGUUUUUAUUAUAAACUAUAAAAUUGGA